AUGUACUGCGACGACCUACCCCAUGAAGUCAUACUGUCAAUUCAACGCGUCCUUGAGAUUAACCCUACCCAGGAAGUGGAUCCUCUCGACGGCCUAACCGAGAACUUCACCGCGGUAAAUAUACUCAACAACUUCUUUCCUGAUGAGGCGUCCUUGGCUCAUAUCGAAGUCGUAAAUACCCAACUGGCCGAAACGCAAGCCGAGCUCCAGAAGGAGAUUGACCUCCUGCAGGCCGACUUGAAAGCGAAUCAAGAUCCAGAGAGGAUGACAAUGAUACAGGAGAUGAUUUCUGACUUGUUAGGCCAAAUGUCACGGAUCAGAGAAAAGGCAACCGAGUCAGAAGCGGUCGUCAGAAACAUCACAAAGGAUAUCCAAGUCCUGGAUUUGGCAAAGAAGAAUCUUAUAUCAAGUAUGACGGCAAUGAAAAGGCUGCAAAUGCUGAUCAAUGCGCUCACUCAGCUUGAUGAACUUAUUCAGGAGAGGAAGUACGGCGAGGUGUCCCAAACCUUGUUGGCCGUCAAGGAAAUUGCAGAAUCUUUCAAGGACUAUAAAUCCGUUCCGUCAAUAGCGCGUGUAUGGAAGCACAUCAAAGACGUACAGAUGAAACUUCGCACCCAACUGGAUCAGGAUUUCGACGCUUUCUUUGUACAGGAUUCAACCAAGCAGAUCAAGACAAGCACUAUAUCGGAAGCUUGUCUAGUCGUGGACGUCAUAGGUCCCGAUGUUCGGGCCCAUGUCAUAGAUCGUUAUGUGGCACUUGAACUGAAGGAAUACCGUCGAAUCUUCCGAACAAACGAUGAAGCUGGACAGUUGGAUAACCUUUCAAGACGAUUCGCGUGGUUUCGUCGACUAUUGCAGAGUCACGAAAUUGAACAGGGUAGAGCCUUCCCAUCGGAGUGGAGAGUUAGUUGGCAUCUCCUGGCAAAAUUCGCAGAGACAACCGGGGAUCACGUUACCACACUUUUGACGAAAACCGGUUCAUCUUUGACCGUGAAGGCCCUGCUGGAUAACCUACAAAUCACAACUGAGUUUGAAGCCUCUAUUGCUAAGAAAUGGGCAACUCCCUUUCAAGACAUUCUGAAAGCAACUGACGCCAGUCAUUCCCAGCCUGGACGAACGAUCACCUCUGCUUUCGAGCCUCAGAUGAGCAUCUUCAUUGAUGCUCAAGAUAAGGUCCUCGCAGACAUGCUUGCCCCGCACCGUAAAGGGAAGUCAAAUAAACCUCAACCUCGUGCGUCUGUAGAUUCUUCACAAGGUGGCAACGAAGACAACAUCUCGCCUCCUCCCGUUGUUCUUCCUUCGUCGACGGAGCUUUUCUAUUUCUACGCACAAAGUCUGGAACAAUGUGCGAAACUGUCGACUGGGCAGCCUUUGUUUGAGCUAGCAACAUUGCAUAAGAAGUGGUUGCACAUAUACGCAGAUGAAGUGCUCGCUGCCAAUGCGAAAAGACCUAUAACUGCUGUUGUUCGCAUGUCUACAGAUAGCCGUGUUGAUGUAGAAAGCCUAAAACAGUCGUGUCUACUUAUCAACACUGCUGAUUACUGCCAGACGACGGCCCUUGAGCUUGAGAAGAAGUAUUGCGAAAAGAUCAACAGCGAGUUUAAGGAAAAGAUCACCUUCCAAGUGGAAUGUGAUCUAUUCGUCAGUUCCAUCUCGACGGCUAUUGCUGCUCUUUUGCGAGAAUUUGAGGCUGCUUGCGACCCUUGUUUUACAACGAUGUCACGCUCGAUCUGGUCAAGCGUCAAUCAAGUUAGCGGACAAUCUCCUUAUAGUGACGACCUAGUGAAAGCCGCGGAGCAAGUUGUGGAACUGAUCAAGCCUCUUGUCGAGCAGAAGAAGUAUCUGCGUAACUUCUUCGACAAAGCUUGUAGUGUGAUAUUGGUCAAGUUUACGAACUCACUCGUGCGAAGCCGGCCGCUGAAGGAGAUUGGUGCUGAACAGGCAAGAGCAUCGAUCGCUGGACUUCUCAUUGACCUACAAACGGUCAAGGCAUAUUUGACAAAGAUGCCCGGCGAGGCCUUGAUUACCAGCACAUAUACCCGAGCAAUGACCAAGACGACGACUCGACUUGAGGCAUUGCUCAAAGUUAUUGUUACCCCAGUGGACCCUCCCGAAGGUUUCAUAUUGAAUUACACUCUUUUGAUUGGAGACGCCUCCUUUUCAAAUUUCCAAAAGAUCUUGGACCUAAAAGGAACGCCGAAGGCAGUCCAAAACAACCUUCUUGAUUCCUUCCUGACGAUCACCAGCACCAAAACGGAUUUAGAGAGUACCUCUUUCCUGUCAUCACUUGACAUGGAUCCACCUGCUGCCGGGUAUGUCGGUGGAAGUCUGAUCAGUCCGGCCGGCAGUAGGAUAUCACUGCCUUUGGCGGGUGAGAGUAUCUUUGCCAGUCUUGCCACGCCAACACCUAGUGGUCCGUCCACGGGAUCCACGAUUGGGGAAGGUCGUCCUGGAGACCAAAAACGAGAGGUCUUUUCCGACUUCCGUCGGUUUGUCAGCUUUGGUCUGAGGAAAGAUUCAAUGGCACCCUCGUAAGCCACGGUAUUUCAUGGACUUGGUUAAAGGGACAUUAGUCGUGCUAGAUCAGUAGAUAUAAUACAGGCACAACCAUC
This is a messenger RNA of Laccaria bicolor S238N-H82, 2612 nucleotides long. RefSeq lists its product as uncharacterized. Gene Ontology annotation, cellular component: GARP complex. The record is from RefSeq and is a predicted model, not a curated record. Gene Ontology annotation, biological process: retrograde transport, endosome to Golgi. The transcript is spliced from 18 exons. Lineage: Eukaryota; Fungi; Basidiomycota; Agaricomycetes; Agaricales; Hydnangiaceae. Bases 1 to 2535 code for a protein of 844 amino acids.